Gadus macrocephalus (Pacific cod) is the source of this 2693-nucleotide messenger RNA. Its product is annotated as pseudokinase FAM20A-like. Bases 564 to 1256 code for a protein of 230 amino acids. NCBI's taxonomy places the organism in Eukaryota, Metazoa, Chordata, Actinopteri, Gadiformes, Gadidae. Gene Ontology annotation, cellular component: Golgi apparatus. Gene Ontology annotation, molecular function: protein serine/threonine kinase activator activity. The record is from RefSeq and is a predicted model, not a curated record. The transcript is spliced from 3 exons.
GUGGCAGAGAGGUGGAGCAGGAACAACAGCUCUGCACAGCCACACAGAGAUAAGCAGAGAGAGAGAGAGUCAGAAGGGGGGAGUGUCAGAGAGAGAGAGAGAGAGAGAUAGAGAGAGUCAGAAGGAGAGAGUGUCACAGAGAGAGAGAGAGAUAUAGAGAGUCAGAAGGAGAGAGUCAGAGAGGGAGAGAGAUAGAAGGAGAGAGGAUCAGAGAGAGAGAGAUUGAGAAAGAGGAAGAGAGAGUGUCAGAGAGAGAAUGGUAGAGAGCAAGAGGAAGAGAGGGUAAGAGAGAGAGAGAGAGAGAGAGAGAGAGAGAGAGAGAGAGAGAGAGAGAGAGAGAGAGAGAGAUGACCCAAAACAAGACUUGCUGCUUACCUCUUGGCUCUUUGGGCCGUCUGACUGGAAACUGGGAGUUCCUAAUCUGAUUCCCUAACGGACACUGGAGGAGCAACUCUCAAGUUAUUUCUUCUCCACUUUUUUUGUCGAGUUCCAUCUUUUUGACCUGGAUACCUGUCUGCCUCCUCCCUCUCCUCUGCCUGUGUGCUCCCCCCCCCUCCGGGACCAUGAGGAGGGACCGUCUCCUCCUGGCCACCACCCUGACGCUGGUCUUCACCGCAGACCUCUACUUCGUGCUGCUGCCCAAGCUCCGGGACUUCCGGCAGGCCGGGGGCCCCGGCUGCGUCUGCGCCCGGGGGAACGACUCCCUUCCCAGGCAGGGCGGUCUCGUCAGCCCCCGGCUCUCCAACAGCACCGACAGCCUCCAGGACAGCGCUGAGAGCGAGCUCGAUGACGGGGGCUCCAAGCUGGACAGGCUGUUUGACCAUCCCUUGUACAACAUCCAGACCCCGGUGCUGGGGCCGGAGGAGAGGCUGCUGCAGGCGGAGCAGCUCGUCGCCUACUACCAGAAGAAAGUGUCACGCUGGGAGAGACACAUGGAGAUAUACAACGAGGCGGCGGCAGCCUCAAAUAUCACUGUGCCCAAGCACAAGGUGACCUUUGACCCGGAGGUCAGCUGGCUGAAGUUCCACCUGGGGAUCAACCGCUACAGCCUGUACUCCCGCCAGGAUCCGGCCGUCGGCCAGCUCCUCCGGGACAUGCACGACCUCACCAUCAUCAGUGCAGAUUACACUCAGGACGAGAAGGCCCUGAAAGGAGCAUGUGACUGUGAGCAAGGUGAGCUCAGGCCGCCGCCGCCACUACACCAUUCACACUAUUCUCUCUGUGUAUCCUCGCUGUACAGUCCAGACCACCUCUAAGUGAACAUGUGAUGUUUGUGCUGGAGGAUGGCAUGAUUCAAGGAAACUAAAUCCAUGGGUUCGGCAACUCUGUUUGACUCAGCCAAAAAACUCUCUCUCUCUCUCUCUCUCUCUCUCUCUCUCUCUCUCUCUCUCUCUCUCUCUCUCUCUCUCUCUCUCUCUCUCUCUCUCUCUCUCUCUCAUCUCUCUCUCUCUCUCUCUCUCUCUCUCUCUCUCUCUCUCUCUCUCCUCCUCUCUCUCUCUCUCUCUCUCUCUCUCUCUCUCUCUCUCUCUCUCUCUCUCUCGUCUCUCUCUCUCUCUCUCUCUCUCUCUCUCUCUCUCUCUCUCUCUCUCUCUCUCUCUCCGUCCACGGCACAGCCAGACACGAUCAACAACACUCCAGAGCUAUUUCUCAGACAACAGGACAAUUCAUUCAUUUCAAUUGGUCUCUAACUCCCCACAUAAAUAACCUUUUGUCAGUGACUCGUCUCCCUGCUGCAUGCCUCUAUUGGACACGGCCACACGGCCACACAGGGACGGGAUGGGGGGGGGGGGGUGGUGCGUGUGUCUGCGUUCAAAGGGAGCAGUGGGCUGUUAGUUAAUGAACACUGUCUAAUGUGUGGUUUCCUAGCACUUUUAGCCCCCCGACUCAGGCCCACCUCACCGACCCACCCACAUCUCUGAAGAGCAGCAGGGUGUGCAGAUCGAUGGUUGACGUCGGGGCUGGAUUGUAGACAGACACCACGCAUCCGCUUCUGUUCUGUUAGUUGAGAUGCCGUUGAGUUGUUGGAGUCAUCAGGCAAAAGCGUGAGCCCUUUGUGACCGAAAAACUCUCGAAAUGAGCAUCAGAUGUUCUAGUAAAUCAUACUCAUUAUCCUCGUCAACUUCUGUCUUAUUAAAUCCUCAUUAUCGUCGGUGUGCUAAGUGGAUGAUUCUGAGCCGGGCCUGCUACCCUACACCUGGUGCUCCUUUGAAGCAGGCCUAAUGUAGCUUCUACCGUUUUCUGAUGGAAACGUGUUUUAAUGCGUCUGGAAGUGAAGUGUUUGUUUUUUAAUGCAUCCUUUUUACUGGCUUUGCAGACUACUGCACCCGCAAGCAAAGACGAAUUUCCGAUAUUGCAUGCCAAAAACAAUAAUAAAGUGUUUUCUAGUGCUUUAUUUUCUGCAAUUACACAUCAAGCUAGUCAUUUUUAGUUUUCUGCUCGAAUCGUUGGUUUUAUAUACUCUGCAAAGCAACCUAUAAGCAACCAGUGCCCCUUUAUCAAUUUCGCAAACAAUAUAUUUAAAAAAAAAAAGUACAAGGAAUGUGAUGCCAAUGGUUUGGUCUUUCACUUUUUAUUCAAAAGAAUUCAUAGCAGUAAACUAUUUAAUACUCCUCCUCACAGAGUACAGAGCAAAAUGCAGGCACCGCGUUAGUCUGGCUCACUGCUGUGAGGCAGAACAAAAACCCAGAGAGAGA